Messenger RNA from Drosophila willistoni, 1329 nucleotides. RefSeq names its product lipase 1. The record is from RefSeq and is a predicted model, not a curated record. The transcript has 5 exons. Bases 1 to 1329 code for a protein of 442 amino acids. Gene Ontology annotation, molecular function: hydrolase activity, acting on ester bonds. Lineage: Eukaryota; Metazoa; Arthropoda; Insecta; Diptera; Drosophilidae.
AUGCGUUUUAAAUUGCAUUUAAUUUUACUUUUGGCCAUGCUAAUUUUCAUACAACGAUCUCAAGCCCAAUUCAAUAUUGGGGCCGAUGAGGAGGACGAAGAGGAGGAGGAAGAAGAGGAGGAGGAAGAAAGCAGUGUAGAAGAUGAAACAUAUGAAGAGAAAUUGCAGCGAAAGAAUAUCAAAGAGGAUGCAACUCUAAGUGUGGAUAAACUAAUUGCCAAAUAUGGCUAUGAAUCGGAAAUGCAUCAUGUGACAACAGAAGAUGGUUAUAUCUUAACUUUACACCGCUUGAAACAAGAAGGAGCUCAACCAUUCCUACUUCAACAUGGCUUAGUGGACAGUUCAGCUGGUUUUGUUGUCAUGGGUCCCAAUAUAAGUCUGGCUUACUUACUGGCCGAUCAUAGUUAUGAUGUGUGGUUGGGAAAUGCUCGUGGUAAUCGCUAUUCCCGCAAUCACACCUCUCUUGAUCCGGAUGAAAGAAAAUUCUGGGAUUUUAGUUGGCAUGAAAUCGGAAUGUACGAUCUGCCAGCCAUGAUUGAUUACAUACUGGAAAAUACUGGUUAUAAGAAAUUGCAAUAUAUCGGGCACUCUCAGGGUUGCACUUCAUUUUUUGUGAUGUGCUCCAUGAAACCGGAAUAUAAUGAUAAAGUCCUAUCGAUGCAUGCCUUGGCACCAGCAGUCUAUGCCAAGGAAACGGAAGAUCAUCCUUAUAUCAGAGCCAUCAGUUUGUAUUUCAAUAGUCUUGUGGGUAGUUCGAUUACUGAAAUGUUUAAUGGAGAAUUUCGUUUCCUUUGCCGCAUGACUGAAGAAACCGAACGUCUAUGCAUAGAAGCCGUCUUUGGCAUAGUAGGAAGAAAUUGGAAUGAAUUCAAUAGGAAAAUGUUUCCAGUUGUUCUGGGACACUAUCCGGCAGGUGUGGCUGCCAAGCAAGUGAAGCAUUUCAUACAAAUCAUAAAGACUGGACGAUUUGCACCCUAUAGCUAUAGUUCCAAUAGAAACAUGCAAUUGUAUCGAGAACAUUUGCCUCCAAGAUACAAUCUGAGUAUGGUCACAGUGCCGACAUAUGUGUAUUAUUCAUCGAACGAUUUGCUUUGUCAUCCACAUGAUGUGGAAUCCAUGUGCAAUGAUUUGGGUAAUAUGAUGGAAAAGUAUUUGGUACCCUUGAAGGAGUUCAAUCAUAUGGAUUUCCUCUGGGCCAUCGAUGUAAGACAAUUGCUAUAUCAGCCCAUUCUACAAGCCAUCGAAGGACGCAAGGAAGGACAUGAAAAGAACAGUGUACAACAGAGAAGACGACGAAGAAGUCGUCUUGGCCUACAUGAUAAUCUUUGA